Somion occarium is the source of this 1443-nucleotide messenger RNA. The record is from the annotation of a GenBank genome assembly. Lineage: Eukaryota; Fungi; Basidiomycota; Agaricomycetes; Polyporales; Cerrenaceae.
GCGCAUCUUCACAUCUUCCGAGUCUCUGCGAGCCAAUGAACUGACCAUUAGGGUAACGUUAUGCCUACCUGUUGGCUUUCUGACCGAGAAUUCACGAGCUGAUGCAGAUGAUGCGCAGUGAGCAAUGGCGAUUCCUCGGACUGUGCAAUGCCGCCAAACGUCAAACCGUCAUGCAGAACUUGCAUUCAGAUCAUGGCAUUCGCAUCAUCUGAACAACUCGACACAGUCACCAUUAUUAAUGCUAACUAGCUUUAGUAGCGAUCCUACCCUUCCGACAUGGGUCAUUACUGUACCUUCUGUGGUCUUUCAACGCCAAUAUAUCGCGAGACGCGAAGAGCCGAUUAUCCCGAUCUUGAAUUUCUCUUUAGAUGGGCUAGUUUUACUUUGCAGCAGCAGUUACGAUUAAUGGAACCAAAUUUUCUCAGGAAAGACAAACGCAGUAUGUUGUCCUGUUGUAUUGGUGAUUCUUCGCUUUCAAGGAUGUCAAUGGUGAGGUAGGGCGCGAUAGUUCCCCCUUCUUUCAUUACCGCAUGUCGCGGGUCUUACGAACGUUCCGCUGCGCACCUAUUCAGCUGGCGUAUAUAAAAGCUUCCUGUACUUCGCUUUAUCCAAACCGACCUUAUAUUCGAUAUCAUCGAUCGCUAUGUUCUCUCGUCUCGCCAUAUUCAUGCUCCUCGCCUUGAGUGCCGUCUUCGUUGCUGCAGCUCCUGGGCAUGCAGUUGUUCGUCAAAGUGGAAACGACCAAUGCGACAUUGACCGUGACAACGUCAUCAAUGACGUUGCCGCGGCGAAGUCUCUCGUUGAUGCUCUGGUUGGACAACUCGCCUCUGAUCCUGCAGCGUCCCAGACCAUCGCGCAGGUGGAGAGUGACCUUGCUAGUACUCAAGAUGGAAUCAAUCAAAUACUCGCUGCAUUGUCCGCCGGUCAAGACCCUCCCGAUGCAGCUGUGGAACUGGCCGUGAAUGGAAUCAGCAAUGCAUUCGACCGGCUGACCAGUAUCACGUCGACGGAUGAUGCUAUAACUACGAACCUGAACAAGGCUGAGGAGCAGUUGCAAGCAGCCAGCUUUGCGGGAACUAGUUUCCUCGAGAACUGCAUCUAGCUAUGUCCUGCACGCUCGCUACAUACAUUCCAGGCCUUCCCAACAGAUGGAAAUUGGACUUUGUUUCGUCACUUAGAGUGAGGUUCAACCCUUAGUUGGUGGUUCAAAGCGAUGAUGUAUUGUGGAGUUGUUGUCUUUGAAAUAUAACGUGGAUGCUCAGAAUUCGGCCUCUGGCUAUGGACCUUGAGGGCACAAGAACUGUUUCUAGUCAUGUUUAGAAUGGAGCGAGCUAGAGAAGAAGCUACUUCUAAAGAGCUUGCUCCACUGGCUUCGAAUGGUCUAACAAUGACCAAGAAUGCGGCAUCAAGUCAAUAGUUAGAUGGGAAGAAGCUAAGCCGGAG